This is a messenger RNA of Nyctereutes procyonoides (raccoon dog), 1764 nucleotides long. RefSeq names its product cationic amino acid transporter 3-like. The annotation marks the transcript as partial. Gene Ontology annotation, cellular component: plasma membrane. Lineage: Eukaryota; Metazoa; Chordata; Mammalia; Carnivora; Canidae. Gene Ontology annotation, biological process: amino acid transport; transmembrane transport. Gene Ontology annotation, molecular function: amino acid transmembrane transporter activity. The transcript has 2 exons. The record is from RefSeq and is a predicted model, not a curated record.
AUGCUGUGUCAGGCACUUCGCAGAUUUGGUCAAAAGCUGGUGCGCAGACGAACAUUGAAGCAAGAUGUGACCCAGAUCAGAUAUUUGAACACAUUGGAUUUAGUGACCCUGGGUGUGGGCCGCACAGUGGGUAUAGGUGUAUAUGUCCUGGCUGGGGAGGUGAUCAGUAAUCAAGCAGGACCUUCAACUGUGAUCUGCUUUUUGGUGGCUGGCCUAGCCUCGUUGUUGGCCGGGCUGUGCUAUGCAGAGUUGAGUAUCCGGAUUCCUCAUGCUGACUCUGCAUAUGUCUACACCUAUGUCACUGUAGGUGAACUUGGUGCUUUUGUCACUGGCUGGAACCUCCUCCUCUUCCUUUUUGCUGAUGCAGUUGUGUUGGCUUGGGUGUGGAUGUUAAUUUUUGACAACCUGCGUGGGGACCAGAUAUCUGAGACCCUGACUGAGAACAUUUCAUCAUAUGUUUCCCGUGUCUUUGAAAAAUAUCUAGGCUUCUUUGUUAUGGGUUUUGUGUUCUUCCUCAUUGAUUUCCGGAAUCUGUGGGUUUUGGGGUUUUCCCAGAUUUCCAAAUGGUUCACGUUGGUUAAAGUUUUCUUUCUCAGUUUUGUCAUCAUCUCUGGCAUCAUUAAGGGAGAUCUGCGCAACUGGAAGCUCACAGAAGAGGACUACAUGAAGGCUGGACUCAAUGACACCUCUAGUUUGAGACCUCUGGGCUCUGGAGGAUUCAUGCCUUUUGGCUUCCAGGGGAUUUUCCGUGGCGCAGCUACCUGCUUCUAUGCUUUUGUUGGUUUUGACAACAUUGUGACCAGAGGUAAAGUAGCCCAGAAUCCCCAGCAUUCUAUCCCUAUGAGCAUUGUGAUUUCACUGUUCAUCAGCUCUUUGUUGUAUUUUGGUAUCUCUGCAGCCCUUACACUCAUGGUGCCGUACUACCAGCUUCGACCUGGUAGCCCCUUGCCUGAGGUAUUUCUCCAUAUUGGCUGGGUCCCUGCCUUCUAUGUUGUAUCUUUUGGAUUUUUCUGUAUUCUUUCUGCACGCAUCUUAAACUUUACACUCCCCAUAUAUAGUCAUAUAAACAUGAUGGCAGAUGAUGGCCUCCUAUUCUAUGCCCUUCCCAGGACCUAUUUUGGCAUAGUCACCCAGGUUGUGGUCAUCGUGAUCAUUUGGGUUAUUGUAGCAGUCAUGACAUUCUUCUUUGGACUCACUUAUCUUGUGGACCUCAGUGCAGUUGGGUCCCUGAUACCUCACUCUCUUGUUGCUAUUUGUGUACUCAUCCUCAGGUAUCAGCCUGAGAGGAAGAAUGAGGAAAACGAAGCACAGGUACUAGAGGAGAAUGGACCUAUGGCAGAGAAGCUGACUCUAUCUAGACUAUUUCUUCCGAACAGCUCCACCCCCACUCCACUCUCUGGCCAGGUUGUCUCUGUUUGCUCCUCACUGCUUGUUCUGCUGCUGACUCUGCUUUGCCUGGUGUUGACUCAGUGGCCAGGUCUGCUUUCUGGCGACCCAAUGUGGAUCACAGUGGUUGUGCUCCUCCUGGUACUCAUCACUGGGAUCACUGGGGUCAUCUGGAGACAGCCACAGAGCUCCACUGCCCCUCUCUUUAAGGUACCUGGUCUGCCUUUCUUCCCACUCUUGAGCAUCUUUCUGAAUUUUUACCUAAUGAUGCAGCUGACAGCUGGCACCUGGGCCCUAUUUGGUGCCUGGAUGCUGAUUGGGUUUGCUAUCUACUUUGGCUAUGGGAUCCAGCACAGCCUGCAGGAGCUGCACCAACCU